AUGUCACUGCUUUCUGACUACCGUCUGCUCUGUUUCGAUGUCUACGGUACUCUCAUCGACUGGGAAAGCGGAGUACUGGCCGCGUUCGAGCCCACUCUCAAGAAGAAUAACGCCGAUUUCUCGCGCGAGCAUCUCCUCAAAACCUACUCUGAGCUCGAGAAGGCGCAGCAGACCCUGACUCCGGAUCUUCCCUACUACCAACUCCUAGCCGCCGUGCAUCCCCAGCUGACCGAGCGGCUGGGUCUGAGUACGCCCAGCGAGGAAGAAAGUCGCCUAUUCGGCGAGUCUGUCGGGCACUGGCCUGCCUUUCCAGAUACAGUCGACGCUCUGAAGCGGUUGGCAAAGCACUAUAAGCUAGUGGUGCUCUCUAACGUCGACCGGGGGUCCUUUGGGAAGACGAACGCCGGCAGUCUGCAGGGCUUCCCUUUCGACCUUGUCAUCACUGCGCAGGAUGUUGGCUCAUAUAAGCCAGAUCUUCGCAAUUUCCAUCAUAUGUUACAAGCUGUUAAAACGCAGUUCAAUGUGGAGCCGGAAAAGGUACUGCAGACGGCGCAGAGCCAGUUCCAUGACCAUCACCCGGCCCGAAAGGUGGGCAUUAAAUCGGUUUGGAUUGAGCGACCAGGUGCCGUGAUGGGUAAUCUGCCGGAGACGCUCUAUGAUUGGCGGUUUGAUACCUUGGGGGACUUGACUGAUGCUGUGGAGAAGGCUUAG
Aspergillus affinis is the source of this 711-nucleotide messenger RNA. RefSeq names its product putative haloalkanoic acid dehalogenase. The coding region runs from base 1 to 711 and encodes 236 amino acids. Lineage: Eukaryota; Fungi; Ascomycota; Eurotiomycetes; Eurotiales; Aspergillaceae. The record is from RefSeq and is a predicted model, not a curated record. The transcript has a single exon.